UCAAAAGACUCUGGAAGCUCUUCAGCCAUCACACCUAAAACUAAAUUCAUCUUUGGAUCAUUUCAGAAGAGUGGAUAUAAAGAUGUCUGCCUCAUCACUGCAGUUGGUCUUUUUUUGUUCAAUGCUGUGCCUGUGGACUAGUGUAGAGGGCUGGUCUUACCACUACUCAGACGAGGUGAUGGACUGGGAAUCUGCUAGACAAUGGUGCAGGACAAAUUACACAGACAUGGUGGCAAAUCAGAACCAAGAGGAGAUUGAGCACCUGAAAAGCUCACUGCCGAAGAAAAGUGGCCACUACUGGAUUGGGAUCUGUAAAGUUAAUGACGUCUGGACUUGGGUUGGGACCAACAAGCCACUGACAGCAGAGGCAAGCAACUGGGCAACAAAUGAACCAAAUAAUGGCCAGCAACAAUCGGGAGAAGCCGAGGAUUGUGUUGAGAUGUACAUCCAGAGGGAAAAAGAGGAAGGAAAAUGGAACGAUGAGGCUUGCACAAAACACAAGACUGCCUUGUGCUACACAGCUGCCUGUAAAACUGACUCAUGCCUCCAUGGUGAAUGCGUGGAGACCAUCAACAGCCACGUGUGUAAAUGCAAUCCAGGUUUUUAUGGAAAUAGGUGUGAGCAAGCGGUUCAGUGCCCCUCCCUCCAGAAUCCAGACAAUGGUUAUAUUACCUGUGCAGACGAUGCAAACCUGAGCUUUAGCUACGGAAAGUCCUGCAGCUUUAAAUGCGCUCCUGGCUAUCGAUUGGUGGGACCGAGCACGCUGACAUGCACAGCAGCAGCCGAAUGGAGUGAGCAGGCGCCACACUGUGAAGCCAUCACCUGUCAGAAUCCAGUUGAGGGAGCUAACAUGACUGCAAACUGCAGCAAACCUCUAACUGACCUGCGUCCCAGCUCCACCUGCAGCUUCAGUUGUGAACCAGGCUUUGAGCUGCUGGGGGCAAACACCACUACUUGCAGUCAAGAUGGACAUUGGAGUGAGGCCACACCUACCUGCAGCGGUAUGAAUAAAAACAUCGACCUGCAUGCAGAUUUGAGAUUUGUUGCUUCAAUGGUAAAAUCUUUAAAUAUAUUCUAA
Messenger RNA from Fundulus heteroclitus (mummichog), 1078 nucleotides. Its product is annotated as L-selectin-like. Gene Ontology annotation, cellular component: membrane. The record is from RefSeq and is a predicted model, not a curated record. Gene Ontology annotation, biological process: negative regulation of complement activation, classical pathway; cell adhesion. Lineage: Eukaryota; Metazoa; Chordata; Actinopteri; Cyprinodontiformes; Fundulidae. The transcript is spliced from 7 exons. Bases 83 to 1078 code for a protein of 331 amino acids.